Siniperca chuatsi (mandarin fish) is the source of this 9324-nucleotide messenger RNA. It is a transcript of the gene ankrd44, whose product is annotated as ankyrin repeat domain 44. The transcript is spliced from 28 exons. The coding region runs from base 975 to 4193 and encodes 1072 amino acids. Lineage: Eukaryota; Metazoa; Chordata; Actinopteri; Centrarchiformes; Sinipercidae. Gene Ontology annotation, molecular function: protein binding. The record is from RefSeq and is a predicted model, not a curated record.
GCUUUUACUUGUAAUGGAGUAUUUUUUACAGUGUGGUAUCUGAAUACUUCCUCCUCCACUGGUGUUAUAUAAUUAUUGAACAUCAUAUUAUUCAGUUUUUUUUUUUAUCACUAAUGAAUACACAAGAGCAUUUUAAUGUUGUAGUUCGUCAAUGUGGAGCCAAUUUUACAUACGUUGUGUACUACUGGGUAGAUCAGUAGUGUAGUACUGCAUCAUAUCUUGUGUUUUUUUUAUAUAAAAAACUAGCAACUAUAAGUGUCAAUCUCAGGAUCUCCAUUUGAAAUACAGUAAAGUAUGUCAAAAGUGUACUCCUGGUGCCUAUUGGUGUUUUCUGGCUCUCGGAUGAUGCAGCUCACAGAGUUUCAGUCCCCCUGUUUCCAGCGGAGGGCAGCAGCGGGGAGGUGCUGCUGGUGGUUGAUGCUGAGGAAGCUUCUCCUCCACUUCUGCAUCUGAGAGGAGGAGAGACAGGCACCGACUUCCUGUGUCGAUCUGCGUUCAGCUGAGUUCAGCCUGGCUGCCUCUCCGGGAGGCUUGUGGCUCUGCAGACCGGGGAGGAGGGAGGCUUCUGAGGGUAGUGUAUGGCCCGGAGAGACGCCUGGGACCUCCGUGCAGCAGCAGCAGCAGCAGCCGUAUAUGCGGGUUGUUUACACCGGAGGGUCAAGCCGUUCCUGCUUCCCCGCCUCCCUGCGACUCCGAGCGGCCGCCUCGGCUCAGCAGCGUCGCCGCAGAUAGCGUCAGCGGAGCGGGGCUGAUGGUCCCGGUGCUCGCCCCGGCCUUCAUCAUCAUCAUCCCCCGCCUGUGUGUCCGCUAGAGAGCUACGAGAAGCCGCGCUGCUACACCCAGUCGCCCGAAGUCCUCCGGGAAGACCGCAGAAAGGAGAGGGGGCAGCGGCGUGUUAUUUGGGGCGCAGCAUCGCACCGUGCCCGGUGCUGCGGAGUCGGAGGAGUGGAUGAGCCGCCGGAGCUGACCCAGAGAUGGCUGUUCUCAAACUCACCGACCAGCCUCCUCUCAUCCAGGCGAUCUUCAGCGGAGACCCUGAAGAGAUUCGUAUGCUCAUAUACAAGUCUGAAGACAUCAAUGCUCUGGACGCAGAGAAGCGCACCCCGCUGCAUGCAGCGGCCUUCCUGGGCGAUGCCGAGAUCACCGAGCUCCUCAUCCUCUCUGGGGCCCGGGUCAACGCCAAAGAUAGUAUGUGGCUCACCCCUCUCCAUCGCGCUGUGGCAUCUCGGAGCGAGGAGGCGGUGCGAGUUUUGAUCCGCCACUCGGCCGACGUGAACGCUCGGGACAAGAACUGGCAGACGCCGCUGCAUGUUGCUGCAGCCAAUAACGCGCUGCGAUGCGCUGAAGUCAUCAUCCCGCUGCUGAGUAGCGUCAACGUGUCGGACCGUGGCGGACGCACCGCCCUGCAUCACGCUGCCCUCAACGGCCACACUGAGAUGGUAAACCUCCUCCUCGCUAAAGGAGCCAACAUCAACGCCUUUGAUAAGAAGGAUGGCCGGGCGCUGCAUUGGGCGGCUUUCAUGGGGCAUUUGGAUGUGGUGUGUCUGCUGGUGAGUCAGGGGGCGGAGAUCAGCUGUAAGGACAAACGGGGAUACACUCCCCUCCACACGGCGGCCUCCAGCGGACAGAUCGCUGUGGUCAAACACCUGCUCAACCUGGCUGUGGAGAUAGAUGAGUCCAAUGGGUUUGGGAACACGGCACUCCACUUGGCUUGUUUUAACGGUCAGGACGUCGUCGUUAGCGAGCUGAUCGAUUACGGUGCCAACGUCAGCCAGCCCAACAACAAGGGCUUCACCCCACUGCACUUUGCCGCCACCUCCACACAUGGAGCGCUCUGUCUGGAGUUCCUGGUCAACAACGGGGCUGAUGUCAACGUACAGAGUCGGGACGGGAAGAGUCCUCUUCACAUGACGGCAGUUCACGGACGUUUCACUCGCUCCCAGACCCUCAUCCAGAAUGGUGGGGAGAUCGACAGUGUGGACAAGGACGGCAACACCCCUCUCCACAUUGCUGCCCGCUAUGGUCAUGAACUCCUCAUCAACACGCUCAUCACCAGUGGAGCAGACUGCACAAGGCGAGGAGUCCAUGGCAUGUUCCCUCUCCACCUGGCUGCCAUGAAUGCUCACUCUAACUGCUGCCGGAAGCUGCUGUCCUCAGGUCGGAGGUUUAGCAUAACGUGUAACGACUCGGUCCUGUCUGCAGGCUUUCAGAUAGACACUCCUGACAGUCUGGGGAGGACCUGCCUGCAUGCUGCUGCUGCCGGGGGUAAUGUGGAGUGUGUCAAGUUGCUUCUGAGCAGUAGUGGAGACCACAACAGGAGGGAUAACUGUGGCAGGACCCCGCUCCACUACGCGGCAGCCAGCCGCCACUAUCAGUGUCUGGAGACUCUGGUUGCUUGUGGCACCGCCAUCAACGCCACGGACCAGUGGGGGCGCUCUGCUCUGCACUAUGCCGCUGCCUCGGACCUGGACAGGAGGCGUCGUGUUGCUCUGGAGCCAGAGAGUGAAGGAGUUCAGGCAGAGAGGGAGAAAGAGGCAGCGCUAUGUUUAGAGUUCCUGCUGCAGAGCGGAGCGACGGCCUCUCUGAAAGACAAACAGGGCUACAGUCCCGUCCACUACGCUGCAGCCUACGGACACAGGCACUGUCUGGAGCUGCUGCUGGACAGAGACGACAGUCACCAAGACGACCCUGAAUCUCCGAACGCUCGGAGCCCACUGCACCUCGCUGCGUACCACGGCCACGCUCAGGCCCUGGAGGUGCUGCUGCAGGGGGAGAGGGAGGUGGACCAGGGGGAUGAGGCGGGGAGGACCCCCCUGGCCCUAGCCGCCCUCCGAGGCCACACUGACUCUGUUCACACCCUCCUCAGCCAGGGGGCGUCGCCGCGCUCCACCGACACCCAGUACGGACGUAACCCCGUCCACCUGGCAGUGAUGAACGGUCAUACGACGUGUGUGCGCCUCCUGCUGGAUCAAUCAGACAGUGCAGACCUUGUAGAUGCUGCUGACUCUCAGGGACAGACUCCUCUGAUGCUGGCGGUGGCAGGAGGUCACGUUGACGCCGUGUCGCUGUUGCUGGAGAGGGAAGCCAACGUCAACAUGACCAAUAAGCACGGCCUCACUGCGCUGCACCUCGGGCUGCUGUGUGGUCAGGAGGAGUGUAUCCAGUGUCUGUUGGAGCAGGAAGCCUCGGUUUUGCUCGGCGACUCGCAAGGUCGCACUGCCAUCCACCUGGCCGCGGCCCGGGGCCACGCCUCCUGGCUGAGCGAGCUGCUGAGCAUCGCCUGCUCCGAGCCGCCGUCCCUGCCCCCGCUGAGGGACAACAGCGGAUACACACCGCUGCACUGGGCCUGCUACUACGGUCAUGAGGGGUGUGUGGAGGUUUUGCUGGAGCAGAAGGGUUGUCGUUGUAUUGACGGGAACCCGUUCACUCCUCUGCACUGCGCUGUGGUGAAUGAUCACGAGACGUGUGCAUCGCUGCUGCUGGAGGCGAUGGGGUCAGACAUCGCUGGCUGCAAAGACGUUAAGGACAGGACUCCUCUUCAUGCCGCAGCGUUCUCGGGUCACGUCGACUGUGUCCAGCUGCUCCUGUCCCACGAUGCACCUGUCGAUGCUGUGGACCAAUCAGGUCGCACUGCUCUGAUGAUGGCGGCUGAGAAGGGCAGAGUCGGAGCCCUCGACGUGCUGUUGACCGGCGCCAAUGCCAACCUCAGUCUGACGGACAAAGACGGCAACACCGCCCUGCAUCUGGCUUGCAGUAAUGGGAAGGAAGACUGUGUGAUGUUCAUCCUGCAGAAGCUGUCAGACACUGCGCUCAUAAAUGCCACAAAUGCAGCGCUGCAAACUCCUCUCCACCUGGCGGCUCGUAGCGGUCUGAAGCAGGCGGUCCAGGAGCUGCUGUCCCGAGGAGCCAACGUUCAGACGGUGGAUGAGAACGGUCUGACGCCUGCUCUGGCUUGUGCUCCUAGUAGAGAGGUGGCUGACUGUCUGGCUCUCAUUCUGGCUACCAUGAUGCCUUUCUGCUCCCCUUGCAGCUCCGGGGCUCCCUCCCCAGGCUCCCUGCUGAGGCAGCUGCCCCACCAGGGGGGUAAAGGCCCAGGCACCGGCCCUCGGGGGCCACGUAGCCCCAGGAACCCCUCCGGACCCUCCAGCGAGGGAACCACCGAGAACGACUCUGAGGACUCAGAAACCUUCUGACCCCUCGGAACAGACUCUCUACCCUCCUACCUCGAACUGUGCACCUGAACUUUUAACAAGCCCCAGGAAUGAUGCAGUGUUUUAGUCUGUAACGUGCACUCUUGAGAGAGAAGGGUAGAGACUUGACACAGCUUGGAUGUUUGCAGUGUCUGUAUCUUCAUGUACAGAAUGGCCCUCCUGUGGCACCAGGCUGGAGGUCCUGCAGCGCUUUUUCUUAGUGCCCUUUUCCAAAAACAGUGAGCGGAGCAGCUGCUCUGCCCCGGACUGACUACUGCUGCCGAAUACUUUGCUCCAUGAAGCUGCGGCUGAAGAAGAAGAAGAUUCAAUCUGGAUCAGUUAUGGUUUGGGUCUGCAUGCUUGUGUUAACUUACACCACGGUUUGUUCUUUCUACUCACGGGUGCUUAAAUCCAAACCGACCUCGGUACUUAGUCUCUGCAUGGCCGAGCAGCUCGCCUCUGAGACUUGUUUUGUCUUAAAAAAAAAAAAAAAAAAAAAGCCAUUUUAAAGUGUUUGUACAAAGUGAAGUAGACCAUUAAGAAAGUUCAGUGUAAUUUUAACCUUUUUAUGAUUUUGGCUUGUUGUUGUACCAAAUAUUCGACUUCCACACGUAAAUAAUUAACAUGUACUGAACGGUCACACGAGCAGGUACAUAGAGCUUGUUAACUGUUAACAGAACAACUGAAGCAUAAAUUUGGAUUUUGCUUUUAGGUUUUGAUGAGCUGUGGCUGGAAUGUGAAGUGUGCAGCCUUCAAUAAGAUGUUUAGUAGUUUAAAUAUUCACCAGGAAAGAGGAUAUGACACAGUGGGUGCAUCUCAGUUCCCUUAAUUGCGUCAACGUUUCCCUCUCUGGCGUGAGGAGAGAUUCAUGAAAAGAUGCGAGAGAACAGGAAUCGAGGAAACAUGUUUUUAGAGAAAUGAGACGUCAGAGGCUGAAUGCACACGAGCCAUUUCUGCUGGCAGCAACGCGUUUUUUAGAUGAAUUACUUAUUUCGUCUGCAUUCAUUGAUAUUCUGUUUGUAAGUUCAUUAUUGAAAUAAUAAUUCAGGUUAUAAUUAGAACGUCUCAUAACUUGAAGUAACGAUUAAGCAGCCUAAAUAUUUUAGGGAAAGUGGACAUUUUGUAAAUAUAUCUCAUAUCAAAAUAUAGUUUCACAUGUGACUGAAUGAAGAGGACAUUAUUAUCCAUUAUAAACGUUAAAAGGGGAAAAGUCUUUGUGAUGGAUGAUGAAAGUUGUUUUAUGGCUCCUUUGUUAAUCAGACCAACAGUCAACACAAAUCCACCAUUUUUAACAAGAUAAAUCACAUCUAAAUGUGGGAGGAUGCGGUUCGAUAGCAUUUAAUCAAAUUCAAAUCCACUUAUUGAAUCUGAAUCCUUUCUAAUGUAAUCAAAUCUUAUCAGAUAAACCUUUCAACAAAUGCAAGUAACCAAAGGCUAAAAUACUCAAAGAUUUCUGAUCGCAGUUUGUGGCCGAGAAGGCAGAAACAGUUUUACAAGUUUUAGUGACAACUUAAUUAAUGUUCACAACCUGAAAACGAGGUGAGCAGCACGAUAUAAGAAAUGUUAAUUUAAGGUAUCGCACACAUUCAGUUAACAGCUGUAGUUCUGUACUACUUACUGAAGGUCCUGAUUCACAACUAUGAUCAGAUUAAAAUAUUGAUCUGAUAUGAAUCAAAGUCGAACUGGGAGAUUCUUUAAUAGACUGAGGUGAUCAGCUGAUCAUUUCUGCAGAGAAGAGUCUCCACUCUGUUGGUUCCUGUUGAACUACAGAAACACUGUCCACUCGGUCGUACGUUGGUGUUACAGAGUGAUGCGUCUUUACGCUCGCAGACAAUCUUUGUCUGGAUACAGACACCAGCUGCAGAUUGCUCCUUAACCAGAGGACAGACAGACCUUUACAGAAGGAAUGUUAAUUAGCUACAGCUGAUUGAACCAGCUGUCAUUUAAAAACAAUGAGAAGUCUACUACCUGCUUUGUGUUUUCCAUUGUUCUUUGCUAAUAAAAAAAAAGGGAGGAGAGAUAAAAAGGAGAUUAUGAAAAGAGAUUCUUAAAUCAUUACAUUUAAGAGAUUACAAAAGAGAUUCGUCAGUGUCGGAUCCGGGAUCCAAAACGUAACCAGCAGUCAGAACCCCUCCCUUCAUGGGAGUUAUAUUACACUUCUGUUAUUUGUCCCGGUAAUAAAGGGGGGCUGGUCUCAUGCCGCCUCACUCCUCUGAGCAGAAAAAAGCAAAUCUUUCGUGACGACAGACCGGAUUGAUUUCCGGGUGAGGAAAUCGCUCCUCCAUCCCGACUCGAGGAUGAAGGGUGAAAUCAAAUAAGGGACUUGGGAUGUAGCCGCUGAUGAACCCAGGGUUUGUGCAGAUGUGAAUUAAGGCUGAGAUUUCCGCAUUUUAUCCUGUGGCCUAGAACUGCCUCCUGCGCUGUUUUGACUCCAUGACCAGCCAACGGUGACCAACUUUUUCCCACCUGGGCAGCUCUAAACGUCGAAUCAUGAAAGCCCAGACUCUCCAUAAAGACCAAAUUCCUGACAUGAUUAAAAAAAAAAAAAAGCUCUUUUAGGUCUCCUCAGUUCAUUGUGGUAUUUAUUAAAUAUUACACGAUGGUACAAAUACUGCCAGCACUUACAUGUAAAGUAACACACCUUGACCACUUUUCUCUCCUCCCCUGUUUGUCUACCUACCAGCUAUGUGCCAUUGUCUCAAACGUGUCCAGUGCCUUGAUGUCGAUUCAUUUUUGUUUUCUUUUACAAAUCUUGUUAGUAGAUUUUAAUAUUCUUAUAAUUAAAGGAUCAGCUCACCAAAAUCACAAAACCCUAGUGGCAUUGAGCCGUGCAGGUUUGUCCAGGUUUUGAGAUAUUUGCCUCAGACUUCUGCUGUGACCGAAAUACAAGAAAGUUUAAAAGAUUAUUUUUUGUGCAUUUUUGCCUUUUAGAACAAACAGGAAAUGUGGGCAAAGCGAGAGGGGGAUGACAUGCAACAAAGGUACAUCCGGAAUAAAUAUUUUAUUUGUGCUUCUCCAAAGUAAAACUACAUUUCCAGAAACGAUGCCCCAGAUUCGGUGAUCAAAAGCUCCAGAAGAGCUACUAAAUGGACCUUAAGGUGACGGUGUUCUGUCAACUGCUGUAAAGAGUGAACUUUUCCUUUUCUUUUAGCUCAUCUUUUAAGAGAAGUCCUUAAAGUGGUCAGAAAAAAAAAUUUAAACAUCCCCAAUGACAACUUCUGCUAAAGAAGAUCAUGUGAUAUGAUGGAAAGCUCCAGAACAGCCACUAAAUGGACCUUGAAGUGAGAAUGUUUUGAGAACGUCGCAACUAUUUUCUUGAUUUCUUUUUUUCUAUUUUUUGUACUACAGCUGAAAGGAUUCAAUUAGUGAAUCAACAGAAAAUUAAUCAGCAGCUGUUUUCAAAAUAGAUUCAUUGUUUAAGUAAUUUUUAAAGCGAAAAUGCCAAAAAUGGACUGGUUCCAGCUUCUCAAAGAUGAAUAUUUGCUGGGAUCUUUAGGACUUUGUGCUGAUGGUCAGACAACACAGUCAAUCAGAAUAUGUGCUUUGGCACAUAUUGGCUUUGGGAACUUGUGAUGGGCUUUUGUUUGUUAUUAAUUUAUUAAUGGUCAGGUUAAUCAAUAGUGAAAAUAUUGCAGCCCUAUUUCUUUUUCUUUCUUAGCUCCAGUGAAAUCUGCACUCAGGUCUGUGGAGUAAUCAUGACAUUGUUUCUGGAAAGACAGAUUAGUGUUGAGUUUUGAUUCAUUUUUAAUUGUUGGCAUGGAGGCAGAAAUCUUAGAGGUGGAUAUCUGAAAACCUGGACAACUAAAACCAAAACUAUUUGCACGACUAGCUACCACUAGAUACCAAAUGUUGUUGUUUUUUUGCAAUUUGGGUGAAAUGAUUCUUCAAUAUGUCGAGCAUAAUGUGGGCAGUGUUGUUACAUUGAAUGACAGUUUGAGAGGAGUUUGCGCUGUGUGAGGGAUAUGCAGACGUGUCUCACUCCACUGUUUUCUCUCCUUGAAGGCUGGUGAUAUUCUAUAUUUUUCUUGUCAUCAAAUCCCUCGAGAAGACCAAAACCAUCAAUGUGUUAGUCCGCCUCUCGAAACUUUCCGACUUCCCCAGCCGGUCUGUGGCUCUCAGCCCUUUCAUUCCUAAUGAAGACACAAAUCUUUAAAAACAAAUACUUACUUUGAUUUAAAAAAAAAAAAAAAGGUUAAAUCAUUUCCUAGAACAGCUGGACUCUGUAGUUUUUAUCAAAUGUUAAUAAACAGGAGGAAAUAGUGCAUUUGUCGGGGGCUAUUUUCAACAGCAGAUUAAUACACAUUUGGUGCUCUAGUGAGUAUUUACAUGGGAUCUAUCUAAAAUAAACUACAGUGUGUGUGUUCAUUGUAAUCCAGGAACAUGUCAGUGCAACAGUGUGGCUCAAUGAUGUGUUUUUUAAAUAGUUUUUGGACAACAAUGAAGCUCUGUGGCUCAGAGGAAGAAGAUACGUCAGGCUUUUAAUACUUAACAGGAUUAAUUAAUUGUUGGUUUCGGUCUUUUCAUGAACUUUGUAGACAAGAAGAAAAUGAUAGAAUAUCUCCAGACUCAUCCUUUAAGUUGGUUGUGUGUAUGAGUGCGUGUUAGCUUAGGUAUGUACUGAUAUGAAAUUGAACUGCUUUUGUAUAUAAAUGUUGACGUAAAGCACGUAAAGCUUUGUAUGAAAAAAAUAAUCUCCAUCACAGAGGACUUUGAGCACAAAGAGUGACGUCUCCACCUUAAACGGCUGAAUACGAAACAAAGGGUUUUAUUUGAGUUAUCUUUUCAGAAUGGACUACAAGGUGUGUAUAUUAAUGAAUUUAUUUUAAAUUGAGAACAGUGUUAGCUGCAGUUUGAAUUGAAAUGGAGACGACUCUAGUGGCUGAUAAGCACACGUGUUGUUAACAAGCACAGUCUUUUCUGUCCCUGAGCUGAAGGUCUGCUGAGAGACUGAAUCUGUCUGCCAGUAUUAUUAUUCUACCGGAAAAUGAUCCUCACCAGUCCUGACAAUCGCUAUCGUCAUGUGUCUGAUGAUUUUCAUACCAGUUCCUGAUGCAGUACGACAUGCUGAGGGCUGUUUGUCAGCUACCCUUUGUUUUAUAUAAAUUGUACAAUUAUAAAAAUCUGUUUGAAGUUA